GAGUGUCAGGUUCACCUAACAGAGACCUUAGCGUCGACUCUAAAAGUCACCAUGAUCAAGUCGUCCCGUGCUCACAUUCCGCGCUUCGUCAGGUUCACCCAACCGAGAAUACGGUAGUUCGUCAGUCUUUACUCUCUCGCUACGGUUCGUUCCGUGCUCACAUUGCGCGUUUCGUUGUUCCAUCUGGCGUGAGGAUGACAAAGGCCGAGUCAGCGAGAGGAUAACAAAGGCUGAGUCAGCGAGAGGAUAACAAAGGCUGAGUCAGCGAGAGGAUAACAAAGGCUGAGUCAGCGAGAGGAGGUUCCAUGGGGAUGGCAGCACCCGGCGUGCGAGUCGAGCCAAAGUCUCUGACGUUCCCUUUUGAGGCGAAUAAGGACCUUACUCUGACCGUCCAGAUAACCAACGGCUACUCCCGUGACAUCUUACUCCAUGUGGAGCCCGGACCGGUGCGCAAGUACGAGGUGAAAGAAGGGCUGAAGCACGUCGUGGCAGGAGGACGGUCCAUCACACUCACGAUGGUGUGCUCCGCCCUGCCAGCCAUGCCGUUCUUCCCCGAUCACUUCAUUGUAACCGCCUACAUGGCUGGUUACCACUCCAGGGACGCGCUCUCCACCUCCGCUCCGACCACUGAUCUGCGCCGUAUGAGUGCGACCAAGCUGCCUGUCUUCUUCUUCAGCAAGGUUUCCAGAACCAGAGGCGAGGGGCCGGCAGGGGAUUUCGGGAAGGAGGGGGCGAAAGCGGAGGACGAGACUGAGCAGGCUGCAGAUGUGCAAAACGACGGAGGGAGGCAGCAGCAGCAGAGGCGGGAGGAGGUGCAGCAACAGCAGGAGGAGAGGGAGGAGGGGCAGGGGAAAUUGGGCAAGGUGGAGGGGCGGAGGAGGCCGUCCCUGGCUGAUGUUGCCGCCCUGGCAGUUCAGCGAAUGAAGGAAGAGGGGUCCGCUCAAAGCCCAAGCCAAGGGCAAGGUGGACGGCUGGGUGCGGAGAGGGGAGGAGGAGGGAGCAAAGGCUCGGGGAGGGCGGCGCCACCGCACAAGAGCUUGACAAGCCAGAAGUCAAUGAGACGGCUCAUGUCGCGAGUCAUUGGCCGGCAAAAGAGCCACGAAUAUCUGUGGGAGAUGUUUCUCAAGACGUCGCGGGCGGACUUUGUGAGUCUGCAGGAGCACGUGAUGGGCAUGGUGCAGGAGAGGCAGCACCUGCGGGAGGAGAACCAACAGCUCAAAGACGCGCAGCAGCAGGAGAGGCAGCACCUGCGGGAGGAGAACCAACAGCUCAAAGACGCGCAGCAGCAGAUUUUGGAGAUCCAAUCUCGAGACUCGUUUGACUCGCUUGACACACUGUGCCUGCCUCCAGACUCCAACGACCCCUCUACCACCGCCUGCACCACUGCUACUGCUGCAGGCGCCUCAGGAACAAGCACGAGCACAGGGCCAAACGCCAUCCCUCUGGCCGAAUCGAAUCCUGCUCGUUUGGCUUCCCCGAGCACCGAGCCCUGCGGCUUGCCUGCUAUGGCGCCCAUCUCCUCCCCCUUGCCAGAGCUUCCCCCAUUCAGCAGCACCACCUCCUCCUCCUCUUCUCCCUCAUCCUCCUCCAUUACUGCCCCCUCGGAUCCUUCAUUCAAUCACAUCACAAGAGCACUCACAAACCCUGGUUCCGCCAACACCCACUCCAUCUCGCUCCUCGGCCCAGUCCCAGACAUAACCAUCCCCAAACGCAACUCCCUCGCUUCAUUCCCAGCUUCAGCCUUCCCCCCCCCUUCCUCCUCGGCCUUUCCCCCCGCCCCCGCCCCGCACUUCCCCUCCUCUGCAAGCACCGCCUUCCUCCCCUCCUCGUCCUCGUCCAUCGCAUCCUCCUCACCGUUCUCCACCUCGCUGGAUCGCUCCUCCACACUCCCCCCAGGGGGCAUCGCGUCCACCCCGUCUGGCCGCAGCAUGUCCCGGUGGGGGACGGUGUCAGAAGCGACCCCAUUCGAUGCGAAUCAAAGGGCGUCUACCCCCUCGGGUCGGACCUUGGCGCGGUGGGGAACGGUGGGGGAGAGUGCGUUGGACAAGGAGGCGCAGAGGAAGGAGGCGGUGCGGCGGGCGCUGCUGGAGGAGAACAACGGGCUCAAGGACCAGCUGGAGGAGAGGGAGCGGGCGGUGAGGGCGUCGCAACGCAAGGGGAACACUCUCGUCAGGGAGCUGGCGGCAGCACAAUCGCAGCUGUUGUCAGUGGAGCAGCAGGUGCAGGAGGAGAGGGAUGAGCGGCAGCGGUUGGCCAAGGAGCUGGAGUCGGUGCAGGCAGCGCUGAAGCAGCAGAUGCAGGCCGUGGAGGAACAAAAGGAGAUGAUGGCCCGGCUCAUGGCACAGCAGCAGCAGCAGCAGCAGCAGACGGAGCAGCAGCAGCAGGCAGAUGCUUUGGAGGAAGGAGGGUCAGAGGCAGGGAGUGAGGGUGGGGAGGGUGGAGGCAAGGGGGACGGGGAUGGGAAGAAGAGGAAGGAGAAGAAGGAGAGGAAGGAGAAGAAGGAGAAGAAGGAACGGAAGGAGAGGGAGAGGCGGGAGAGGAAGGAGAGGGAGGAGCGGGAGGAGAAGGAAUGGGAGGGAUGUUUGGAAAGGGCAGGAGGGGAUGGGAUGCAAAGCAAAACACAUGGAGGGCAGUCUUGCUGGUACGAUGAAGGGCCAGGCGACGGGUACGAUGAGGGGCAUGGUGGGGGGUACGAUGAGGGGCCAGGCGUGGCUUAUGGUGGCGCAGAUGGUGCGGUCUGCGGGAAGGCGGAGCAAAGGAGAAGUGAAUCAGCAGGGGAGGCAGAGGCUGUAGCAGGCGAGGGGCGACACGCACACAAGGAGCACACGGACCCCCAGAAGGAAUGGCGAUUGGGACUGCUGGAAAGCAGUGCUAUUGGAGGAGCCCGGGAUGGGGGAGCCCGGGAUGGGGGAGCCCGGGAUGGGGGAGCCCGGGAUGGGGGAGCUGCAGGGAAGUGGGGAGUUGGGGAAGCAGGUGCGCGUGACGGAAGGGGCAAUGGGCACGCAAGAACCAAGAGUGAUGGAGAAGUAGGCAGCCAGUUGCGUGGGGCUGACAGGGAAGGGUCUGACUCCGGCACUGGGAAUGGGAAUGGUGGACAUGAUGGACAUGAUGGACAUGGUGGACAUGAUGGACAUGAUGGACUUGAUGGACAUGAUGGACAUGAUGGACAUGAUGGAAAUGAGGGGGCGGACAGGUCACCUCCCAGGGUGCAGUUGUCUCGCAGGCCGCCUCGAUCCCUCAACCUGGGGUUUGCAAAGAGACCCAGUGGACGAAGAGACGAAACAGAUUGACUCAGACCAGCCGUUUGAAGGUAUUGUAUAGCCUGGCUACCAGAUUGACCCUUCAGCUGGCGGCGCAGGUCGGCGAGCCACGCCUCUAAAUCCACCGCACGACCCUCGGCGUCCAGGCGGAGAGUAGAGUCCGCCAUCAUGCAAAGCUGCAGCAGCUGUCGAACGCAGGAGGAGGAGCAGGGAGGAGGCGGGUGCGGUGGAGUGUGGUCGUCGAGAUGGCCUUCGAGGGCACCGGCGCAGGGGAGAAACCAGCGCCGGCGGUGAUCUGGGGCCGGCGGCGAGCAGAGACCGGUGCGGCUAGCAGGGGCCGGCGCGGCUAGCAGGGGCCGGCGCGGCGAGCAGGGGCUGGCGUGGCUAGCAGGGGCUGGCGAGGCGAGGAGAGGCCGGCGCGGCGAGCUGGAGCCGACGCGGCUAGCUGGUGCCGACGCGGCGAGCUGGGGCGGCGCGGCGAGCCGACGCCGCAGGCCGGGGCGGCGCAGCGGGCUGGCGCCGACGCGGCGAGCUGGGAUGGCACGGCGAGCUGGGGCCGAUGCGGCGAGCUGGGGCCGACGCGGCGAGCUGGGGCCAGUGUGGCGAGGAGAGGCCAGCGUGGCGAGGAUGGGCCAGCGGCGAGCUAGGGCAGACACGACGGGCAGGGGCCAGCACGGCGAGCUAGGGCCAGCGCGGCGGGCUAGGGGCCAGCACGGGCAGCGGGCUAGAAGCCAGCGCGGUGCGGCGAGCUAGGGGCCAGCGCGGUAUAGCGAGCUGGGGCCGACGCGGCAAGCAAAGGGCCAGCGCGGCGGGCUAGGGCCAGCGCGGCGAGCUAGGGCGAACGCGGCGCGGCGGGCUAGGGCAGGCGCACUCUAGGAGGCAGGGCGCUCUAUGGUAGCCUACGACGGAAGUGUGGAUGGGUGGGACCUACCUAGCGGGAUACCAUCUCAGAGUAACAAAUCGAGGUAAAGGAAGGCAUAUAGGGUGAUGUAUCUAUUUGGUGUUGUACUCUCUAAGAGCACGAACCGAUCUAGCCUAAAACUAUACGUGCAAUGUAAUUUUAUCAGUUGACAGUUAGGGGCUGUGACACUCUUAGGGCGUAUUCCUUCAGGACACUGUUCAGUACCAGCAAUCCG
Closterium sp. NIES-67 is the source of this 4396-nucleotide messenger RNA. The record is from the annotation of a GenBank genome assembly. Lineage: Eukaryota; Viridiplantae; Streptophyta; Zygnematophyceae; Desmidiales; Closteriaceae.